Ziziphus jujuba (common jujube) is the source of this 2274-nucleotide messenger RNA. Its product is annotated as protein MID1-COMPLEMENTING ACTIVITY 1. The transcript is spliced from 8 exons. The coding region runs from base 715 to 1980 and encodes 421 amino acids. Lineage: Eukaryota; Viridiplantae; Streptophyta; Magnoliopsida; Rosales; Rhamnaceae. The record is from RefSeq and is a predicted model, not a curated record. Gene Ontology annotation, biological process: cell surface receptor signaling pathway.
GGAGUGUGCGUAUGAGGGCCGAAUGGAGAGAGAGAGAGAGUGUGUUGCUGGCUGCUAACAAUGAACGGACAAAUGACACCGAAACUGUGAGCUAUAGAAUAUAGAGAGAGGUACAUAGAUAGAGAGAGAGAAAACAGAACGGGGCUGAAAGUGUGUGGGAGAUUCAGAGAGGUUCUUUCUCUUUCUUCUUCUCCUGCUCGAAAUCCAUAGCUGAAAAUAAAAGAAUAAGAAACUCCGUUUGCGCAAAGCAAUGUCUGUAAUUCCCAAAAUCCAAUGCCUCUUCAUCUUUCUCACGGACUUUGACGUUUCUUUCAUGCAAUAAAUGAAUUAUUAAAAUAAUAUUAUUGCACUAAAAAAGAAAAGAGGAAACGGAGCCCCAAAAUCCGAGCAGAGCUUUGACGGAGAAGAUGGAAGCUAAAAUGCAGUUUGAAGUAUUUCUUUUUCUCUGCUCCAAAAUUUGAAGAUCUCGAACGACAAUGCAAUUUCUAGAAGACUCUGAUCGCAGAGCUCUGAUCCGGCUUCAAACGGCAAAUCUCCGACUUUCGCCGAAAAUCGCUACCAUUCCCCGAGUGAUUUCGUUUAUUCGAUAAGUUUCAGCUCCGAGUGUAUUAGGCAAAAGAGAGAGCAGAGUCAAUGUCGUUUUGUUAGUUAAUCAAUUAGCACCAGAUCGAAGCUUGAGUUUCUUUCUUUGGUCGAUUUGACCGGGAAAAAAAAAUGGCGUCUUCGUGGGAACAUUUUGGGGAGAUUGCGAAUGUUGCUCAACUCACUGGCUUGGAUGCCGUACGGCUCAUCGGGAUGAUUGUGAAGGCUGCGACUACGGCAAGAAUGCACAAGAAGAAUUGCAGGCAAUUCGCAACGCAUCUUAAGCUGAUUGGUAACUUGCUGGAGCAGCUCAAGAUCUCGGAGCUUAAGAAGUACCCGGAGACGCGGGAGCCACUGGAGCAGCUCGAGGAUGCUCUUAGGAGAUCCUACAUUUUGGUGAAUAGCUGCCAGGACCGUAGCUAUCUCUAUUUGCUUGCAAUGGGAUGGAACAUUGUGUACCAGUUCAGAAAGGCUCAAAAUGAAAUUGAUAGAUAUUUGCGGCUUGUCCCUCUGAUUACCCUUGUGGACAAUGCUCGAGUCAGGGAGAGGCUUGAAUAUAUUGAACGGGAUCAGUGUGAGUACACAUUGGAUGAAGAGGAUAGAAAAAUGCAAGCUGCAAUUUUGCAACCUGAACCCUUGAAAGAUGACACUGCAGUCCUGAAGAAAACCCUUUCUUGUUCCUACCCAAAUUUGCCCUUUAAUGUAGCACUUAAGAAGGAAAAUGAAAAGCUUCAACUUGAACUACAACGAUCGCAAGCUCAUUUAGAUGUGGAUCAAUGUGAAGUAAUUCAGCGUUUGAUAGAUGUUACAGAAGCUGCUUCUUCGAACUCUCCUCCAGAGAAGAAUUCGUCUGAAAAAAGUCACAAGAAAGUGGAACGCAACUAUUCAGAUGCCAACAGUGAGACAGAGCACUCAUAUGAUGAUAACUAUCAUAAGAAAACUGAUGCUCACACAACUUCCAGAAAUAAUUCUUCGGUUUCUUCUGGACAUGAUUUGCUAUCAAGCAGGGGUUCAUAUCGGCAUGAAGAAUGGCAUACUGAUCUACUCGGUUGUUGUUCAGAACCUUAUCUGUGUAUAAAAACGUUCUUUUAUCCUUGUGGGACGUUUUCAAAGAUUGCUACUGUGGCAACUAACAGGCACAUGUCUCCUGCUGAAGCAUGUAACGAAUUGAUGGCGUAUUCAUUGAUUUUGUCAUGCUGUUGCUACACUUGCUGUAUUAGGAGGAAACUUCGUAAGACAUUGAACAUCACGGGAGGCUUUAUAGAUGAUUUCCUUUCCCACUUUAUGUGUUGCUGCUGUGCUCUUGUCCAAGAAUGGCGAGAAGUUGAAAUGCGUGGGAUAUAUGGUCCUGAAAAGACGAAAACAAGCCCACCACCAUCACAGUAUAUGGAAUCUUGAGUCAUAGAUGAAGACGUUGUUCAGUAUUGUGAGAUACAUAUACCUUAAAGGCCAUAUAUAUAGGUUAUGCUCUGUUGCUGAAGUUAAAAGAAAACAUGUAAUGUGAAUUUAUGUCUCAUUAAUUCUCUUUCUCAUAUGUAAAGUGGUUUUUGUUUUUAAUAUUUUAGAUUCAGCAUGUAUCAUAAAUUUUUUAUGAUAUAGUGUUGCUGGAGCUAUUUGCUUCUUCUUUUCUUUUUGAUAAUUGUUUGACUUAUUCGCUUCAGUUGUAUAUAUAUAUAUCAUGAUGUUUAUCCA